UCAAGGGUUUGGGGUGUUGAUCUAUAGAUAUGGAACUCAGUUUUUUUUCUUUCUUUCUCCUCUCUCUGGAUGGUGGGGGUAUGUUUGAUCCUUUUACUGGAAGAGCAUGUACUGGACCUCAUUCUGAGAUUCAGUUGUUUCUUAGAACCAUAGUUAAUCUCUUACCUCAUUACCAGUUUUUCUAGAGAGCCUGCGAAUAAGGCCUCUUUUUAUUUUCCUUGACACAGUUGAUCUAUUAGAGGAUUUGCAGUCCUGGUGUGUAUUGACUCUUUUUUAUUAUUUUAGGGGAGAUAUUAUUUGCAAGUAAAAGAUCGUAGGAAAUGAAUUGGCCAAGGGGUAUAUGGAAAAGACCUACAAAAAAAUUUGGGAAGGAAAGUUUGAAGAAAUUUUUGAUUCUUUGUCAGUGAUGCCACAUGUUAUUAUGGUUGAUCAUUUCAUUUUCAUGUCUUUUUGACUAGGUUUUUGUUGUUUUCACUACAUAAUCAGCUUACUUUUUCUGUAAAGAAUGGAAACCAACUAAAAGUACAAAAAUACCAUACUUUAUGAGCCCAUAAUCAUCCAUAGAUUCGGAUUUUAUGUAUAUUAAUAAAUAUUUGUUUGGUUAGAGCUUUAGUCAACAUAUUGGAGUUUAUCCACCAUGCUGUCUCAAGCUUAUUCUCUGCUUUGAAUUGACACACCUUUUUUUUCUUAUUAUUUCUUCUGCUAGCAUUCUGAAUUCUUCGAGUACUUGUGACAAUGGGUGGACUGCCCCUGCAAGAUGCUUCUUCUACCUUAGCUUUGCCGGGGUCUCAGCCAAACCAAGGUUUGGCAAUCGUAAAACCUGACCAAGAGUCAAAGCCAAAGAAGAAGAUCUGCUGUGCCUGCCCUGAGACUAAGAAGCUGAGAGAUGAAUGCAUUGUGGAGCAUGGUGAAGAUGCUUGUGCAAAAUGGAUAGAAGCUCAUCGCAUGUGCCUUCGUGCUGAGGGCUUUAAUGUUUGAGAUUAAUAGAGGUAGUUUUUACAAUUCAAACCAGAUGGGUAUACCAACAUUAAAAUUUUACAAUUGCAGAUAGCAGAUUAUUUGCAAAAGAAAUAAAGCAAGAAAUUGGUAUUUGACUUUUGAAUGCAAUACUUGUAUUUUAUAUGAUUUUUGUUACCUUUAUAAAUAAUUUGAAUUGAAAGAGGAUGAAAUACAU
Messenger RNA from Pistacia vera, 1174 nucleotides. Its product is annotated as cytochrome c oxidase copper chaperone 1-like. Lineage: Eukaryota; Viridiplantae; Streptophyta; Magnoliopsida; Sapindales; Anacardiaceae. The transcript has a single exon. Gene Ontology annotation, molecular function: copper ion binding; copper chaperone activity. The record is from RefSeq and is a predicted model, not a curated record. The coding region runs from base 736 to 978 and encodes 80 amino acids. Gene Ontology annotation, cellular component: mitochondrial intermembrane space.